UAUUCAUCCACUAGAAUCUCCAACUCAACUAUGAAUGUAUCCAACUGUAAGUUCUUUCAUCCAAACUAAUCUCAAAUCUGUGCGGCUCUUCUUUUCCAGUACACUUGGACUUUUUUCUUCAUAAGAUUUCAUAUUUUCAUCUAGCACCUUCUUUCAAAGAGGAGAAACCAUGAUGGCUGUGGCAUUGAUUGGAGAAUCACUUCUCUCUGCUGUCAUUGAGGUUUUGGUCGACAGGAUAGCCUCCUCAGAGGUUAAGAACUUCUUCAAAAGGCAAAAGCUUGACGAUGGACAGCUGAGGAAAUUGAAGUCUACCAUGAGAGCAGUUGGCAAACUUCUCAGUGAUGCAGAGGAGAAGCACAUUACUGAUCCAGCAGUGAAAGGGUGGCUCGACGACCUCAAGGAUGCUCUCUACCAGGCUGAUGACUUCUUGGACGAGAUUGCUUAUAAAGCUUUGCAAUUGAAAUUUGAAGCUGAACCUCAAAGUGAGACCUGCUCAGAUCAGGCGCGGAGCUUCCUCACUUCUCUUGUUCCAUGUAAGAAGGGGAUGGGAGAGAUGCAACCGGAGUUAGAAAAGAUCCUUCAGAUUCUUCAAGACUUGUUGCAACAAAAAGUUGACCUUGGUUUAAUAGAAAGCGUUGGAAGAAGACCACUUCUGUCAUCACAGAAAAUACCAACAACUGCUCUGGUAGAUGAAUCUGAUGUUUUUGGCAGGAAGGUUGACAGGGAAAAUAUAAUGGCAUUGCUGCUGCCAGACGACUCAGAAGGAAGGCAACUAGAUGUGGUUCCAAUUGUGGGUAUGGGCGGGAUGGGUAAAACUACCCUUGCUCAGCUUGUCUACAGAGAAAUCGAACUCUUAGAAGACAGAUAUGGGACGAAGUUGUUUGAUCUCAAAGCAUGGGUCUAUGUGUCGGAAGAAUUUAAUACUCUCAAGGUUACAAGAGAUAUUCUCAAGGAGGUCGGUUUGCCAAAGUGCGAUAACAUGACUGAGAAUCAGAUUCAUAGCGAGCUAGAGAAAAAAUUGAGGGGGAAAAGAGUUUUGCUUGUUUUAGAUGAUGUUUGGAGUGAGGAUCAAGCGGCUUGGGAUUUUUUUCUGAAACCGUUCAAGUCUGUGAGAAAAGGAAGUAAGAUCUUAGUCACGACGCGCAACGAAAAUGUAGCAUCAGUCAAGUCUACUUUUCCAUCUCAUCGUUUGCAGAACUUGUCCGAUGAUGAGUGCUGGCUGGUGUUGGCAAAAGUUGCAUUUGAUGGAGGAAAUUUCAGCGCAUAUCCAGGGUUGGAAGAAGUUGGUAGAGAAAUAGCAAAAAAGUGUAGCGGCCUACCUUUGGCUGCAAAAACACUUGGAGGUCUCCUGAGAUCCAAAAGAGAAGGCAAGGAAUGGAGGAAAAUAUUGAAAAGCAAUUUGUGGAAGUCACCAAAUGACAAAGUCCUUUCAGCUCUACAGUUGAGUUAUCAUUGCCUGCCAUCGUAUCAAAAACAAUGCUUUUCAUAUUGUGCGAUAUUUCCCGAAGGCUAUGAAUUCAACAAGAAAGACCUGAUCCUUUUAUGGAUGGCAGAAGGCUUUCUAGUUCAACCCGGAGGAAAUAAGGAGAUGGAAGAAAUAGGGGCUGAGUUCUUCGAUGAUCUUGUAUCGAGAUCAUUUUUACAACAAUCAAGUCGCGAUCCAUCAUUAUUCAUCAUGCAUGACCUCAUGAAUCAUUUAGCUGCUUUCAUAUCUGGAGAAUUUUGCUUCCGGUUGGAGGGUAAUGGCUCAAGCAACACUUCUCAAAGGACUCGCCAUUUAUCAUGCAUAUUAAAAGAACAUGACGUCUCUCAAAAGUUCGAGGCCUUUUGCAACCCUCGUUUGUUGCGCACCUUAAUAUUAUCAAAAGAUAAAUCAAUAUCUGCUGAGGUAAUAUGUAAACUUUUGCGGAUGCUUGAGCGCCUAAGAGUGUUGUCUAUGCCCCCCUAUAUCUUUGAGCCUUUACCAUUUCUUGAUUCAAUUGCCAAGUUGAAGCAUUUGCGAUAUCUGAAACUUUCUCGGACAGACCUUACAAAGUUACCAGAAUCUAUAUGUGGUUUGUAUAAUUUGCAAACUUUAAUCUUGAUAUGGUGUUUUAGGCUUUAUGAGUUGCCUGCUGGCAUGGGAAGGUUGAUCAACUUGCGGCAUCUUGAUAUCACU
Molecule: messenger RNA, 2158 nt
Organism: Populus euphratica (Euphrates poplar)
Lineage: Eukaryota; Viridiplantae; Streptophyta; Magnoliopsida; Malpighiales; Salicaceae
Product: putative disease resistance RPP13-like protein 1
Exons: 1
Molecular function (GO): ADP binding
Source: RefSeq, a predicted model, not a curated record